This is a messenger RNA of Vombatus ursinus (common wombat), 1879 nucleotides long. It is a transcript of the gene WARS2, whose product is annotated as tryptophanyl tRNA synthetase 2, mitochondrial. The record is from RefSeq and is a predicted model, not a curated record. NCBI's taxonomy places the organism in Eukaryota, Metazoa, Chordata, Mammalia, Diprotodontia, Vombatidae. Gene Ontology annotation, molecular function: tryptophan-tRNA ligase activity; ATP binding. Gene Ontology annotation, cellular component: mitochondrial matrix; mitochondrion. Gene Ontology annotation, biological process: mitochondrial tryptophanyl-tRNA aminoacylation. The coding region runs from base 12 to 1091 and encodes 359 amino acids. The transcript has 6 exons.
CCCCUCUCAAGAUGGCGCUGCACCUGGUGCGGAAGGCGCUAGGCUGCUGCAGGUUCAUUCGGGAAUUUCAUGGCGGAACCGUUGCGGAUUCCGUCCCCCAGAGUAAUGGCAUGCAUCGGAUAUUCUCUGGCAUCCAACCUACGGGGAUCCCUCAUCUAGGCAAUUACCUGGGAGCCAUUGAGAGCUGGGUGAGUCUACAGGAAGAAUGCAGCUCUGUCAUAUUCAGCAUUGUGGAUCUUCAUUCCAUCACUGUCCCCCAAGAUCCAGCUGUUCUUCACCAGAGCAUCUUGGACAUGACUGCUAUCCUGCUUGCCUGUGGCAUAAACCCAGAAAAAAGCAUUCUUUUUCAACAGUCCCAGGUGUCAGAGCACUCAGAAUUAAGCUGGAUCCUUGGAUGUCUGGUCAGGAUGCCACAGUUAGAAAAUUUUCCCCAGUGGAAGACUAAGAAUGCUAGCCUGAAGCAAGAGGGGACAGUGGGUCUCUUCACAUACCCAGUACUUCAAGCUGCAGACAUUCUGUUAUACAAGUCCACACACGUCCCUGUUGGGGAAGAUCAAGUCACACAUAUGGAGCUGGUCCGAGAUCUAGCACAACGUUUUAACAAGAAGUAUGGGGAGUUCUUUCCGGUACCCAGAUCUCUGUUAACCUCUACGAGGAAGGUAAAAUCACUCCGUGAUCCUUCAGCCAAAAUGUCAAAAUCGGACCCUGACAAACUAGCCACCGUUAGGAUAACAGACAGCCCAGAGGAGAUCGUGAUGAAAUUCCGUAAAGCUGUUACAGACUUUACUUCAGCGGUGACCUACGACCCAUCCACCCGAAUGGGCGUCUCCAACAUGGUGGACAUUCACGCUGCCGUGACGGGACGCACAGUAGAAGAAGUCAUCCGCCAGAGUGCUGGUCUUGACACUGCUCGCUACAAAAAUGUGGUGGCUGAGGCCGUUAUUCAGAAAUUUGCACCAAUUAAGAGUGAGGUUGAGAGACUGAAGAUGGAAAAAGGCCACUUGAGAAAGGUCUUAGAAGUCGGGGCAGAAAAAGCCAAAGAACUAGCAAAGCCAGUGUGCCAAGAAGUAAAGAAGUUGGUAGGUUUUUGAUAGGACCACGAUCAAAUAAUCAUGAACAUCUCUAAUGAAGGCAGCUGACCUCAUACACAUUGUAUUGUUUGUGACCUUUUUGUUGGACCACCCCGACCUGCUGACUUCAGAUGAGGAAGCAGUGUUUUGUGACCUUAAAUAAAUGUCACUUUUCCAAAUCCCAUAAACAAAAAUUUUGCCAUCAGAACAAAAGAAAAAGAAAAGUAAAGCAAUAAGCAUGGCUCAAUACUCAAAAAUGUCAUGCUUUAUCUUAUUUUUUUUAGGCUUUUUGGGGUCAGGGUUCAAGUAAUCCUGCAGGUUGGGGGGGAAUUUUCCCCUACGAAUCUCCAUCUGGUUCAUUUUGUGAAAGUAAUUUUGAAUAGAUCAGAAGCAUAUUCUUGGCCUGACCACUUCCAUGAGGGUAAAGAGCAAGAGUUUGGAAGGUAGAAGAAUCACUUGGAAGGCAGAGAAAGUGAGGGAAUAAGCAUUUAUAUAGCACCUACUAUGUGCAGGCCACAUAUUCAGAUUAAAAGUUCCUGCUCUUUGCAUUAUCUAUGAUUAUUUGUAGUGCUUAGCACAAUUCUUUGCACAUAAUAAGAGCUUAAUAAAUGCAUUGUUCAUUCAUUCAUUCAUUCAUUAGAUUUAUGUAAUAGCUUUCCUCUCAAGGAUGCCCAGUUAAGCAUUAAGUAAGACACUGGAGGUCAACUUGUAUGUGGAAUAUUGUUCUUCAAGAAUCUUAUGGGGCAGCUAUGUGGUGCAGUGGAUAGAGCACCGGCCCUGAAGUCAGGAGGACCUGAGUUCAAAUCCGG